Messenger RNA from Melospiza melodia melodia, 4239 nucleotides. RefSeq names its product GRAM domain containing 4 (gene GRAMD4). NCBI's taxonomy places the organism in Eukaryota, Metazoa, Chordata, Aves, Passeriformes, Passerellidae. The record is from RefSeq and is a predicted model, not a curated record. The transcript has 19 exons. The coding region runs from base 86 to 2023 and encodes 645 amino acids. Gene Ontology annotation, biological process: apoptotic process; negative regulation of toll-like receptor 9 signaling pathway.
GAGCGGUGGCUGUGCCUAGCCGAGUUCAGGGCUGGGCACGCGUUCGUGUUAAACAGCAGCCAGCAAUGUGCUGAUUGCUCAGAGCAUGCAGUGUCUGGAUGCUUCUUGGUGUGGAGCAGUAGAAGCAGAGGAAUGCUGCUGGAGAGCUUACUCGGGAGGAGACAGAGAGGAUGGCAUGGUAAAUGGCUGUUUUGCAAUUCAGGAUGUCAGCCUGGACUCCUGCAGACAGGUCAAUAGAGACUCCAACCGUCAUGUUAAGGUAAAGCAGAAAAGUGCAGUGCUGAACAUGCUAAAGAAGUUGGACAAAAUAAGGUUCAGAGGUCACAAGAGAGAUGAGUUCCUUGAUUUAGCAGAGUCUCCAAAUGCUUCAGACACUGAAUGUGGAGAUGAAAUCCCAGUGAAGAUACCUCGAACAUCUGCUCGAGAUAAUGAAGAGUUGAGAGACCCUGCUGGUCCAGGGACCACCAUCAUGGCUUCAGGAGUCCAGGAUUUUAACAGAACAGAGUCUGACAGACUGAAUGAGAUCAAAGGUCACCUGGAAAUAGCCUUACUGGAAAAACACUUUUUACAGGAGGAGCUCAGGAAGCUGAGAGAAGAAACAAACGCUGAAACAUUAAGGCAGGAGCUAGAAAAGGAACGGCAGAGGAGAUUAGAGCUAGAACAAAGAGUCAAUGAAGUACUUAAAGCAAGGGCAGAAGAGGUGCCUGCAGCUCAGCAACCUGCAAAGCCACAGGCACAGGCCAAUGGAACAGAUAAGAGCUCUCACACAGUCUCCUCAAGACUCCAUAAGUGGUUUUGUGAUAAAUUUGGGGAGUAUAUUGAGGACUUCAGAUUUCAGCCAGAAGAGAAUACAGUGGAAACAGAAGAGCCACUUAGUGCUAGAAGGUUGACUGAAAAUAUGAGAAGAUUAAAGAGAGGUGCCAAACCUGUUACAAAUUUUUUGAAGAAUCUUUCUGCCUUAUUAGACUGGUAUUCUAUCUACACUUCUGCUAUUGCCUUUAUUAUUUACAUCAAUGCUGUAUGGCAUGGCUGGGCCAUUCCUAUGUUCUUAUUUUUAGCAAUUUUGAGGUUAUCCCUAAAUUACCUCAUAGCCAGGGGUUGGAGGAUACAGUGGAGCAUUGUGCCUGAAGUUUCUGAACAGAUGGAGCCCCCAAAAGAGGACCUGACUGUGUCUGAGAAGUUCCAGCUUGUUCUGGAUGUGGCUCAGAAGGCUCAGAACCUUUUUGGCAAGAUGGCAGACAUACUGGAGAAAUUUAAAAACUUGUUCAUGUGGGUCCAGCCAGAAAUAACACAGAAGCUCUACAUUGCUCUAUGGGCAGCUUUUAUUGCAUCCUGCUUUUUGCCCUACAGGAUUCUUGGGCUUGCAUUGGGACUCUAUGCUGGAGUCAAGUUUUUCCUUAUUGAUUUUAUCUUCAAACGAUGCCCCAGACUAAGAGAUAAGUAUGACACUCCUUAUAUCAUCUGGAUAAGCCUCCUGACAGAUCCUCAGCUCAAAGAAAGAUCUAAUGCUACAGUGUCGAGACGGCUUCAAACAGCAACUGCCAGGAGUUAUGUGGGCUCAAGUGCCCCCACUGGAAUAAGCAAAGAUGAAGACACAAGUCGUUUUCAUUCCACCAAGAGAGGAAAUUUCCAUGAAGUUUUUAACCUGCCAGAGAAUGAACGUCCUUUGCCAGUGUGUGAAAAUGGCUGGCGCUGUUGCUUGAUCAACAGAGAUCGGAAGAUGCCCACAGACUACAUCAGGAAUGGAGUUCUCUAUGUCACAGAAAAUUACUUGUGCUUUGAAAGCUCAAAAUCUGGCUCAUCAAAAAGAAAUAAAGUUAUAAAGCUGUCGGACAUAACAGAUAUCCAGAAGUAUAAAGUGCUCUCUGUUCUCCCGGGAUCAGGGAUGGGUAUUGCUGUAUCAACACCAUCUACACAGAAACCUUUGGUGUUUGGUGCCAUGGUACACAGAGAUGAGGCUUUUGAGGCAAUUUUCAGCCAAUACAUGAAAAUCACAUCUGCAUCAUCCAGCACUGAAAGCUAGUGUCUUAUCUUGGAAGAACUAAAGGAAACUUCCUUCUUGUAUGACUUGGUAGUGAAAAAAUGAACAUCCUCAUCUAUUUUGCAAUAAUUUUUCUUGUCUGGUGGUUUAUAUUCUAUCUGUUACAUAAACCAAGUGUAUUUUAUAUAUGCCUUCAUGUUUGUUUUUAAGGUUUUUGUAAAAAAAGACAAAAAAACCAAAUGAAAACAGUGAAAGUGCUAUCAUCACUAUUAGCCUUGCACAUUAAGCACUUUUAAUGUUUAUUUACUGACAUUAAAAGCUGGGAAGAUGCUUGGAGACCUGACUAUAUAACAGUUUGAUCCCUUUAUCUCCACUGAUGUCGCUAGGGAUUCAUUUGUCCCUUUAUCUUAGUUGUUUUUCCCUGAGAUGUGAGAAUGAUGACUGCAGCAGCCUGAAGUCACCUUCUUCAGCUUGGAGUUUUUAAUUGGGUCCUUUAUUGAAACCGAUGGCAACACAAAGGAAGUAUUAACUUCUUAGUAUUUCCAUAUGGACAACUGCAUUUAAAGUAACUCCUCCUUGCUAAUUUUUGCAUUGCAGAAGGAUGUUUUACUGGUUUGGUUAACUUCAAUUUUUCCUGCAUAGAGAUGUUUAAAUUACUUGUACAGUAAAUUGGAGGAGAAAGUUUGUAACUAUAUCUUCCUUUCCUCAUUAACCAAAGCAAGAGGAUGGAAGGCAGGCAGAUACUUUUUAUAAAAGAGGGCACCAAAAUGUUGUUCCUAAAAUGUUAGGCAUCUUAUAAAUAUAUUUCUAUAGGUACUUGUCCUAGAAGGGCUCAGCUGUUGUACAUGUUGCAUGUACAAGGCGUUUGUAUGUAAUGCAUUAAAGACUUGAAGGCUUUUUGUGUUGAGGUGGGAACGAUUAAACUAAACUCAGAUGUGAUCUUUUUUAAUUUGGCUCUUUUCUUGAGUUACCUUGUGAUAAAAUUAUGCUAUAAUAUAGCAACUGAAAGCACCAGUUCUCUCAAAGCAUAAUUUGAGGAGCGUUGGUGUGCUUCUGUCUUCCCCCUUGCAGAACUAAAUUUUAAUAACAAUUAAACCCAACUGCCAGGUAAAACAGGAAGGCUGCACUCCUCUAAACUCUCUCAGGCCUGUCUAGCAGCAAAGCACAUAUUGACCUUUGUCUUUAAUAUUAGAGAGCUUUUAUACUCUAUAUAAUAGCACCCAUCUGAGAGGUUUAGAGUUUUAUUUGCAUUUUCAUGAAAGCACAGUAGGAGUUAUGCCAAGCCUUCCUGAGUGUCUUUUCCUUUGCUAUGUCUUUUGAGUUGAGUAGUAUAGAUGUCUCCAGACAUUAUAUAAAUGGCCGUUAAAAAAAGCAAUGGAGAUGUGAAUUCUUAUGUAAAAUGAGACUUAAUUUCAUAGAUUUUUUUCUCUGUUUUUCUUUUUUUUUUUUUUUUUUUAACAGGAAUUUCCUUUCUUUGUAAGGAAAGGGGUAAAAUGAAGGAGGGAGAGGGGUAGCAAACACCAAAGGGUGUUUAACUCUUAGCACAGUUUUAACUUGAAGUCUGUCAAUAAGUACAAGAGUAAUGAAGAAGGUGGAGGUCAAACUCUACAAACCUUAUUUUAGUCUGGCCAUGAAAAGGUAGGAUAUGAGAACUUAACAGAAAUUUUAUAUGAAGCAAUUGUGUUGAAUAUCAUAAUUUGUUUGAGUAUUGUAAAGUGAAACACUGAUGGGGUAUGCCCUGGGUGGAAAUGUAAGCAGGAAUGGGGGAGAAGCCACUGUAAUGGUUAAAAUGCAAUUUUCAAGUUCUCACUUUAGAGUAGCACUGGAAAAUGUCUGUACAUGACCUGAAAAAUGGGUGCAUUUCUAAGACCACCUUUGGUAUGCUGUAACUCAGGGCCUGGAAACUUCAAAUACAAGUGAACUGGUGGGAAAUCCAUUUUGCCACCAUUUAAAGUGGAUGUAGCUUGACAGUUUAUGGUUUCAUAACUUUACACAUUCAGGUUGUGUUUAAGAAAAAAUUAUUGAUCUUAAAUCUUUCUCAUCAAAACUACUUUAAAAUCAGUUAAUAUCUUUUUUGUAAUUGCUACAUAUUAUAAUUUGGCUUUUCUUUCUAGAAUCUUCCUUGAAUAGCAAGUGCAGCUAAAAAAUAGGCAUUAAAAUAGCUUAAUGUUAUAUAAAUCUUAAUCAGAUUCAUUCAUUUUGUCUUAAGAAGAAAAUCCCUUGGAUGUGUUUUAAGGUUAUCCUUUUUUUUUUUUUUU